This is a messenger RNA of Spea bombifrons (plains spadefoot toad), 1799 nucleotides long. It is a transcript of the gene LHX6, whose product is annotated as LIM homeobox 6. Bases 410 to 1507 code for a protein of 365 amino acids. Gene Ontology annotation, biological process: forebrain neuron development; neuron differentiation; regulation of transcription by RNA polymerase II. Lineage: Eukaryota; Metazoa; Chordata; Amphibia; Anura; Pelobatidae. Gene Ontology annotation, molecular function: DNA-binding transcription factor activity, RNA polymerase II-specific; RNA polymerase II transcription regulatory region sequence-specific DNA binding. The transcript has 9 exons. The record is from RefSeq and is a predicted model, not a curated record. Gene Ontology annotation, cellular component: nucleus.
UAUUUUGCUCAGAUGUUUAAUAAGGGAAUCCAGACGGUUAAAUCACCUGAUUGUCCUUUGGAUCGAAGUCUUGAAGGUUCUCCUAGGUCUGAUCUCCAGUGAUUCCCUCCUGGAAGGUGGACCCCAGAGCUGUAGUUCUUGGACAUUUUGCAGACCUGCCUCCCAGCCUGUAAUGAGCCUUCCCUUCCUGCCUCGCAGCUCUAUCCAAGUGGAAGGAAGAAAAGACUAACUUUCCACUGUAAGAUCCCAUUCCCUUGCUGCUGUGGACAAUCUGAUCGCUCCUGGACAUGUUGGGUUUAGGAGAUCGCAGUUGGAAUACUUACAGCAAACCUUGAAGAUCGGGUGGAUUUAAAGUUCUUGGAACUGGCACGGUCCUUUAACUCUGGUAAUAGAGACCUUAUUUCCCUCCAUGUACUGGAAAAAUGAAAAUGUGGCCCCUCUUCCAGAGGGAAACAAACUGGAUCCUGAAGAGGAUUCUGCAGGAAAGUCACAGUCAGAUGAUGAAAAUCUGCCCUGUAGUUUGGAGAAAGAGGACCACUCCUCCCCCAGCUCUCCAUCUACUCCCUCUGUGUGUUCUCCCCCAUCCUCCUCCUCCUCCGUACCCUCAGAUGGCAAGAAUAUCUGCUCUAGUUGUGGAAUGGAAAUCCUGGACCGAUAUCUGCUCAAGGUAAAUAAUUUAAUCUGGCAUGUCAGGUGUCUGGAAUGUUCAGUAUGCAGAACGUCACUAAGGCAACACAACAGCUGCUACAUCAAAAACAAGGAAAUAUUUUGCAAAAUGGAUUAUUUUAGUCGGUUUGGUACCAAGUGUGCCCGCUGUGGGAGACAGAUCUAUGCCAGUGACUGGGUAAGAAGAGCUCGGGGGAAUGCUUACCACCUAGCCUGCUUUGCAUGCUAUUCAUGUAAAAGGCAGCUGUCUACAGGGGAGGAAUUUGGUCUAGUGGAAGAGAAGGUCCUCUGCAGGAUCCAUUAUGACACGAUGAUAGAAAACCUAAAACGGGCAGCAGAAAAUGGCAAUGGCAUUACAUUGGAGGGAGCUGUUCCAUCAGAACAAGACAGCCAACCAAAGCCAGCCAAGAGAGCACGGACGUCUUUCACUGCAGAACAGCUGCAGGUGAUGCAGGCACAGUUUGCUCAGGACAACAAUCCUGAUGCACAAACACUUCAGAAACUUGCAGAUAUGACAGGGCUCAGCAGGAGAGUCAUCCAGGUUUGGUUUCAGAACUGCAGAGCACGGCAUAAAAAACAUACACCUCAGCACACAGUGCCUCCUCCAGGUCCAGCACCAACACGCCUCCCUUCUUCACUUUCAGACGACAUCCACUUUUCCCCUUUCAAUAGUCCAGAAAGAGCCAGAAUGGUAACAUUACAUGGAUACAUAGAAAGUCAGGUACAGUGUGGGCAGGUGCACUGCAGACUUCCCUAUGCUGCUCCUCCAGUGCACCUCAAAACAGAUAUGGAGGCAACUUUGUCCAACAGAGGUGAUAAGGUCAUCCUUUUUCAGUACUGACCAACAACAUCUUGCCCUUCAUGUCGGGACUAUAAACAAACACAGAUGGGCGCACAACAUACAGGCUGUCAAAAAAAUAGAUAUUCCCAUUUACCAUUCUUUUCGUCCAUGCGGCAAUGUUCCGGAUUUGUGGUAGGGAUGCUGGGUAUUCUUCACAAUAAGAAGCUUCUCUGGAUUAUGAAAUAGUGACAUUAACACAAUGACUGAGCUUGCAUUCAGUAAUGCAUACUCUCCAAGAGCUAUUUUUGUCCCACAGCAUUCAUCCUGAAAACAAAUUCACGCGCCAAUGAAA